UGUCAUUUAUUACACUGCAUUGAACAGCUGUUGAAUAAAACAUUUUUACAGCAGGUUUUCUGUGGUCGCAUUUUCGAGUUUUUGUUUAAAGUUUUUAAAUUAAAAUGUUAAAAUUAAGCAAAUUCGUAGCACAAAAUGUGAAUAUCAGCAAUUUAGCUGGCAUACGUUUGCUGGGAGUUUCUGCUGUAAAGGCCUCAACAUCUACAAAUCCAGAUGAACCUGUUGACAUCAAGAAUCCCUUCGAAAAGGAACGUAAGGUGUGCCUAUUGUGUAAACAUGACAUAACGCCCGACUACAAGAAUGUUAAGCUUUUGUCACAAUUCCAAUCGCCAUACACCGGCCGCAUUUAUGGUCGCCACAUUACCGGAUUAUGUAAACAAAAGCAAACAGAGGUGGAGAAAGCCAUAAUAAGAGCCCAAAAUUGCGCCAUGAUGCCAACGUACCAUAAGGAUUUAGAUUUUAUGAAGGAUCCUAAAUUGUUUGAUCCCGAGAAGCCUAUCAGACCACACAAAUAUUAACUUAAUAUUUUGAAUAAAAUACAAUUUGUUUUUGUUUAAUAUUUAAUUAGA
Molecule: messenger RNA, 569 nt
Organism: Calliphora vicina (urban bluebottle blowfly)
Lineage: Eukaryota; Metazoa; Arthropoda; Insecta; Diptera; Calliphoridae
Gene: mRpS18C
Product: mitochondrial ribosomal protein S18C
Exons: 2
Coding region: 105-518 (137 amino acids)
Biological process (GO): mitochondrial translation
Cellular component (GO): mitochondrial small ribosomal subunit; ribosome
Molecular function (GO): small ribosomal subunit rRNA binding; structural constituent of ribosome
Source: RefSeq, a predicted model, not a curated record